ACUGUCAGAGCGCACACUUCCUCACCUUUCGUUUUAACAACCUGAUAGACCGCCUGUCUUCGCUGAACUUCCUGUCCAUAACUAUGGCCUGUUUAAAGAUUUUCUUCCUUUUAUUGAUUCAUAGGAGUUAUGUAUUCUGGAUAUUAAUCUUGUUUUAUAUAUAUAUAUAUAUAUAUAUAUAUAUAUUUUUUUUUUUUACCAUCACUUUGUUGGUAUCUGUUCAUGGAAAUUGGUAUACCCACCUCAGAUGGGGGUUUGGGAAUAUCUAUUAAAAUUUAGAUGAGGGCCAAUAAUUUGAUUUCUCUGUAGCCAUCUAGAGAAAUACCCACAUAUACAAAGAUAAGUUACUUACAGAGACAUCUACAGAGCUGUGCUAUAAUGUAAGGAAGAAAGGAAGUAAGCUAAGUGCUGUGCUCCCUGCUAGGGAAAGGAUUAAAUUCUGGUACAUGUGUCAUUGGAGUGCAGUGUGAGACUAACAUGGAAAGUGUGCUGAGGUGCAGUCACAGUAUGAUGCCUCUUCAGACCUGUCUAUGGAAACCUGUAUGUACGUACACAAAAUUACAGGAAAAAUGUUGAUAUAUAUUACACUGGUACCUGGGGUGUCCCUUGGUCUGCUGUGGUGAGAGUGGUUUGUCAAGUGCAUCUUGAGCUUUAUUGGUUAUGUUUCAGUUUUUUACAAGGAGUAAUUUUUUGUAAGAAUUAAUACCAAUUUCCUGUGGAAGAAACUAGUUUUCUGGUGAGAAUUUCAGAUGAAGCGUGUUGAAGAUGCCCUUGUCCUUGAAUGUUGAAGAAGAGUUUUAGAGUCGGCAGAUAGAGACCAAAGCCAAAGUCUGUCUUGUCUUUCUUACCCUCACUCUAGUCUAGGCUGCUCUCCCUUUUCAUAACCAAAGGCAAGAAAUCACCUUUGACAAAAACCCCUGACACAUAAGGACUGAGUUUCUUUUAAAAGCUCUGGGUUCCCUAAGUCUCAGAACUUGGAUGUAUUUACUGAGAAGACAGCUGUGGGUGGAACCAUUCCCAGCCCUUUGGGGCCUUGGGCUGUCCUUGACCUGUACUUCUCCCUCCCUCUUGUUCUGGUCAGCCCUGCUCAUAUAGUUCCAGUUUGGGAGUCUUAUUUACUAUCAGAUUUCCUUUCAAAGGUCAAGGCAGAAUUCAAGGCCCAGCUGGGUGAAGGGCAUGCUGGGCAUCUUAAAUGAGGAAGUUUGACUUUGGUGGCUUGAGACAGGUUGAUUUGUGACUAGAUUAAUGGCUAACAUUCCGUACUUGGACCCGGAGAGGGUCUCAGUCCAGCUUCUCUGUGGGAUGGCACGCUCCCUGCCCAGGAGAGCAUCAGGUAGGGACCUGCAUGUGUGGGGCAUGGAAGGCUUUUCAAGAGGCAGGGGCUGCUGAUGACAGGCUGGACUUGGCUCCUGGCCGUGGUGUAGUUUAAUACACUGGCUCUCGGAGUGGUGAGGGAGAAGUGGGGGGCGCCUGGGCAAGGAAAGCAAAAGUAUGGAGGGCAGCCUUGAAGCUGGGAGUGGGGAAGUUGCUUGAAGCCUGAUCUCCUGUAGGUGCCAUGCGGAUUCCUGCCGCAGAUGUCAGCCUCUUGGGCCUUUCCUUCCCAAGGUCCUCUCUAGGAUUCUGGCUUCCUUUGGUUAGAAUAGGCUGGCUGGGUCUUUCAGGGUCUCAGGCACCUAGACCUGUGGCAACAUGGAGGCUCACGCUCGACUUUUUUCUAGUGGCCCAGGCACCCCUGGCCACACAUUGGCCGAAUUACUCCUGAGCAGGUGUAGGGGAUGGCACAGGUGCAGGAGAGUGGGUGUCUGAGGCUGCACCUCAUGCAGCUCAAAGCAGCUCCUGCCUUCAGCGGGCUGCACGCCCACACUGGUAUUUUGGUCAGCGUUACAGAACCACUGAGCUAUCUGGCCCGGGCACAAGCCCCUGGCCUGCCCUGCCCCCAGGAGCCAGCUCUCCUGUAAAAGGGCUGAGCAGCUCAGCUCCUCUCGCUGGGGGCGUGAAGAGCAGGGGGGGCGGGGGACCAUGGACGUCCUCAGCAUCCAGCAGUUGGUACGUGGAGACAGAGUUGGAAACAAAGUGUCGGGAUGUGGACAUGGAGUUCCUGAUCCUGGAGGCGGGCCUGGGGUCUGGAGGCUGGGAGCCCAAGAGGCCGUGGCCCGGGAGCGGUGGAAACUGGGAGAAGAGAAGAAAGCACUUGAGAGAUUUAACAGCUCCAGACUGAAUCUGGAGACUCUGGCUGACCUGGAAAACGGUUCAAAGAUGGGGGGGGGGGAGAGGUGACUGAAAUGCAGAGUCCCCCCUAGGGCAUGUGAGCCCGUGGUUAAGCCGCAGCCCCAGGCCCAGCCGGAGUCUGUGGGCCUGGAGAUGCUCCUGAAGGCAGCUGCCGAGAGCUGGGAGGCCCUGACUGGCAAGUACCUGAUAGAUGGAAGGGACCCCAGUGCCCAUGACAAGCUGCACCACGCCGCCUUGCACCGGGCCUGUCCGAAGGGUCACGGCCAGCUCAUGACCAAGCUGGUGGAGGCAGGUGCCGCCGUGGACACUCGCGACUUGCUGGACAGGACGCCGGUGUUCUGGGCCUGCUGUGGGCGACACCUGGACAUCCUCAAACAGCUGCUUAACCAGGGAGCCCAGGUCAACGCCCGCGACGGUGCGGGACGCGCUGCUGCGGGGUGGCCUGUUCCCAGGGAAGAGAAAGCACAGCCCCUUGGUGUUGCAAGGUGGCCUCCCCCUGGGGGGGGUGACAGGAAUUCUCACCCCUUAGAUCUGGAGCACCCCCCCCCCCCCCCGCACAUGGUAGUGUGCAUGAGACACUGUGACUGCCUGGAGCAUCGUCGCAUGUGGACCCACACUGAUGCCCAGGACGAAGCAGGUGCUUGCUGUUUGGUUUGGGUCUGCUCCACCAGGGGAUGGGGACUCAGGGAGCCUGAGCUCGGCGACCGCUCGUGCCCACUGGACCCUGCAGUGGGGGCGGUGUCAGGAGGAGGAGCCCCCUUUCCCCAAAGGAAGGGUACACAGCUGCAUGAGGCUGCGUGGCAUGGCCACUACAAAGCCACGCGGGUGCUGCUGCUCUGUAGGGCCAGGCUAAAAAAACUGAUCCAGGGCCCUCAUUCGCAAGCUUCGGGGACCCCAGUGCAGCUGGUGCAAGACGGGCAGCAGGGCGUCCGGGAAGCACUGCAGGCCCCCCACGGGACACCCUUGCACCCGGUCCUGCCGCCCGCAGUCCCGCAGGGUCACUUCUCAGCCACCAUUCCACCCUCUUCACCGCCCCCUCCCCCCCGGCAUGCCCUCACGGUUGGUCGUCCGCACCCCUCUGUGGUCCUCAUCCCUCUGGCCAGCCCCGCCCAGCAGGUGACAGAGGGUGGGCGAGGACUUGCUCCCCGCUGCGCUGUGCACCAGGAAGGGCUGACACGGGGAACCCCAGGGAAGCCGGACACAAAGUGGGUCCCCAGCAGCCCAGGUUGGAGCAACACCGAAGAGUCCUAAGCCUCAAGCUGCCCAGGGCUGGGCGCUCGAUGUCCCCCCCCAACAAUCCUCCGCCUUGGGCGACUCGGCCCCUCCCUCCACAAGGGCCAGUUUCCCGCCCAGUGGGGCUUCAGCCUGCAGCCGGCAGCCGGCAGCCGCCAUCCAGGCCACACGGCUAUGGGGCAUGCCCGCAGCUGGCCGAGGCCCUCGGGGCAGGGCUUUCGCUGGGGACUCCACUGCCAGCAGCAGCAAGCCUGAGAGCCAGUGGAGUGGCUGCAGCCAGCUCGGGCUUUACAGCUCCCGGAGUUGGGUGUGGCAGGCUGGAGGGGGUGCCCGACAGGGUUGAGGCCCCACUGUAGCACCCGCCCAGUACCAGCAUGGUUGCCUCAGAAGCCAGAGCUCUCGUUUAUUUUCCGGAAACUUCGUGCCUACGUCUGCAGGCCUUGGUCAGCCUGCCUGCCACUCUCUAGCUGGCUAGCUGAUGGCGCCCCUUGCAGGGGUGACAUGCCUGGGAGCUGGGGAUUGCUUGUGGCCCACCUAACUUUUGGGGUGGCGGCCCGCAACCCUCCUUUGCCCCAGGCAACGUCACCCUAGCAGUAGAGCCUGAGCUCUGGCCUGGGCCACGCGGCCGCACCUGCUCGGCCCUGGAGGGGAAGCAGAGAGCGAGCAGCACCCCUCCCGCUCCCCCCUCGGCUGCGUGGUGGUGGGUUUAGGACCCAGCCGCACACAAGUUCUCCUCACGCUUCCUUCCCCUUACCGCCUUUUCUCUUUCAUGCUGUGCUGGCGGCUGGGUCCUGAACUGGCACAAAGUGAGUUUUAAGGAACUCUGCCCCAAAUGGAGAACCACAGGCAGAGACACCAGCUGAUGAAGGGUCAGCCUCCCUCAUGUACAUAAAGUACCUGGAUGGACAUCCAUUUUGCAGCAGUUCUUUCUAGUCUAACGCUGGUGGCCUUCUUAGGCCAAGCACAAGGCUAUUCCAUGUGAAAAAGCGACUACAGCCCCCAUACACCUCUUGCCACGUGCAGCUCCAGCCCUGCAGGGGAAUUGUGGUGACAGUUCACCCCGGUGCUUGGAGCCAUAGGAGAAACAGGUGUUCAAGUUCAUGGAGAAGACAACUCUCCAUCUAGAAGAUGGAGGCCUUUUAUACAGUUCAUUUUUUGUUCAUUAAAACUGUUGACUAUCCAUCACAGCCUAGUUGUCUGUUCUGUGCUGGGCGGUGGGGGCAGCUCAUUAGGCCCAGGACCUGGUCUUCCUCAGCAGCAAAAGCUCAACCUGUUAACCAUACUGGCCUGACAGCAAGACAGGCCCCCAAGUGCAGAGUCGGGAGUCCAGGCACUUGGCUCUUUGUGCUCAAGGCAUCUCUCCGCUCGUUGACGGUCAAGUUCAAAGAGCAGUGGUUCUCAGCCUUGGCUGCUUAACACAAUCACAAGGAAGGUUUUAAAAGACCUGAUGUGCAAGCUAAUUAAAUCAGUGUCUCUAGGGGUGGGACCCAGGUAUCCCCAUCAUCAUGCAGACGACAUGGAGGAAAUCCUUAGGAAUCUACAAAAAACACCUAGAAUAAGGGAGUUCAGCAAGAUCUCAGGAUAUAAGAUAAACCUACAAAGACGUAUUUCUACAUAUUAGCGAUGACUACAUGAACACAAAAAUUAAAAGCACAGUACCACUUAAAGUUGACUUUAAAAACAAAAUACUUAGAUGUAAAUCUAACACUUAAGGACUUGUAUGUUGAAAACUGCAACACACCAAUGAAUGAAAUCAAAGAUGACAAAUAAAUGAGAGACAUACCUUGUUCGUGGAUUGGAAGUUGAGAUCUAGUAAAGAUGUCAAUUCUCCCCAAAUUGAUACACAGCUUUAAUGC
Molecule: messenger RNA, 5318 nt
Organism: Zalophus californianus (California sea lion)
Lineage: Eukaryota; Metazoa; Chordata; Mammalia; Carnivora; Otariidae
Gene: ANKRD23
Product: ankyrin repeat domain 23
Biological process (GO): RNA processing
Molecular function (GO): RNA nuclease activity; RNA binding; protein binding
Source: RefSeq, a predicted model, not a curated record